AUGGCGAUAAAAGCAUUGGAAGGACCGUAUGUUCGCAUGCCUGCACCACCAACCACAGAUGAAGAAAGAAAGAUGGACGAGAAAGAGCAAUGGUUUUUCAUCAAUGGUGUAAAUAACGAUUGGUUAGAUGAAAAAUGUAAAUACCUGGAAGCACGUUUUAAUAAAAAAGUUAUAGGAAUUCUAAAUGCUAGUUAUGGAUUGCCCUCUGACGUUGUGGAAACCCUCCAUCAGAGAAAUUUUGACGUCGAUACCAUGUCG
This is a messenger RNA of Funneliformis geosporum, 258 nucleotides long. The record is from the annotation of a GenBank genome assembly. NCBI's taxonomy places the organism in Eukaryota, Fungi, Glomeromycota, Glomeromycetes, Glomerales, Glomeraceae.